This is a messenger RNA of Melampsora larici-populina 98AG31, 885 nucleotides long. RefSeq lists its product as uncharacterized. The record is from RefSeq and is a predicted model, not a curated record. Lineage: Eukaryota; Fungi; Basidiomycota; Pucciniomycetes; Pucciniales; Melampsoraceae. Bases 1 to 885 code for a protein of 294 amino acids. The transcript is spliced from 2 exons.
AUGGAUAUGGACGGAGUUCCCAUCCCACCACGCAAACAACGCGAAGCCGAGCUUAAGCAAAUGGCUGCUAGACGAUCCAACAAGAAACGGAACAAAACGUUCGAUCGCCCUCCUGAUCCCAUAGCCUCUUCUCCUAAUUUCAAGCGCAUCCCCUCUACUCCCAAGAAAACACAUCGUGACAAUGAUUCCAAGGACGACAACUUAAUGACUCCCCCUCAUGCUCGAUCACCUCACACUAUCACCACUGUCCCAGUUGUCAUCGUACCUUCUGUCACCCCAGCUCCAGUUCGGGCUCAGACUCCUCAACUAGUCAACCUAGGUCCAUUUCAAUCUCCGCCAGUAGCCAAUUCUCCUAGCCCUAAACGUAACCGACUCAACAGCUCGCUUCCAGACCCUUCUAAGCUCAAAAUCAAUCAUAACCGAUCAAAACACUACGCCAAUGACCCCAUUUUAGAUAUUUCACCCCCUGCCAAUUCUAAUACACCUGCAGCUCGUACUAACGACAAAUCGCACCAACCUCCAGUUUUACCACCUCCGAUUGAAGUUGGUCCCAAAUUUAUCUUUAGCACUCCUUUGUCAGUUGAUGGAUACAAAAAUUUGCUUGGUCCUAAGGUAAUUCUCAACAAAGAACCUGUGUACCCUUCCGACGAAAUCGAAUCUUGCAUUUCUUCCAUGUAUUCCGAGGUCUUCAAACACUUUAAAGGUCAUGUUGCCGUUAAUGAGGAAGAAAUCGAUGACCGCGCUAAGACUCUCAGGAAACUCCACUUCAUAGGUCAAAAAGGGUUGGAAAAACGAAGUUCUCCAAGCAUCGUUCCUGCAUUAGAAAUGAACGAUUCUGAAGGUUCCUCCACUGGAUCUUCCUCAAAAGGGAAAGAUCGAGUCUAA